This is a messenger RNA of Drosophila nasuta, 1069 nucleotides long. RefSeq lists its product as uncharacterized. The coding region runs from base 72 to 917 and encodes 281 amino acids. The transcript is spliced from 4 exons. The record is from RefSeq and is a predicted model, not a curated record. Lineage: Eukaryota; Metazoa; Arthropoda; Insecta; Diptera; Drosophilidae.
CUUCGGAUGACUGCAUGCAAAACAUGUCAAAAUUCCAAAUUUGAAUAACAAUUCUCAAUCCACAUAGCAAGAUGACGACUAAUCAACUGAAGUCAGCCGAACAAGAGCCUCAAGAAAUGCAACUCAGACUUGUUCUAUGCCAUAGACUUGCUGCUUGGCGUGCCCUCAACGAGGAUUACCAACAAGUGCAGACAAUAGCUCUGGAAUUUCAACAAUGGUUUGAAAUGGCAGCUGAGAAAAUUGAAUGUUUUGAGCAAGUGCUAAAACAACGCAAGGAAAUGUGUGAUGAACACAUCCAAAGUCUAACAAAUGCGGGUGAAAUCUCUAGAAAUUGGAGCAUGAAAUAUUUUCAGUUACAGCGGAAGCACAAAGAGCUACGUCGCCUCAGAGAUGAGCUCUUGAAAGCCAAAGAAACGUUGCGAAAUCGCCAAUUGCAGCUUGAGCUUGUUAAAAAGCAACUGCUGCAACAAACAAUUGAUUCGCACCGUGCUAUGCACAGUCUAAAAACCUGCAAAGCCAUGAAUGUACAUUUGCGGGAACGCAAUCUAAAGCUCGAAACGGUGUCUUUGGAGGUCAUGGAGUUGUAUAGAUGUCGUGCUCUGAUGUUGGCCAAUCAAACAAUGGAUAUGGAACAGGAAUUGAUUGCGGCGCAGAGCAAAUCGAGAGUCAUUUCGGAUGUUAGCACGCAUCUGCAAUCUAACAUUAAGCAAAUACAAUUGCGAGAAAGUCGACUUAUUGAACAACUGGCAAAGUAUUCAAAGCUGGAGGUAGAGCUGAAGCAAAAGGCAGUUGGAAGACUGAUUUCGAAUGUCCUGUACUAUUUACGCUUCUUGUGGGAAUGUGUUUCUAGUUUGUCGCAUUAUCCGCAGUUAAAAGGCUCAUAUUACAAGUUCCAGAGCGCUUUGGCAUUUUUAUAAAUUGAAUUUUGAAUUGGCGCGCAACAGCAGCACGAGACGUUGCAACAAGCGCACGGAAUGCAAGGCAACAGAAAUAUUAAUAUUGUAAUAGAAUUUGGUAAUACUUAUGCAAAUGUCCCAUAUUGACUAUAAACCAUUAUUUAUUGUAUGCA